Molecule: messenger RNA, 639 nt
Organism: Laccaria bicolor S238N-H82
Lineage: Eukaryota; Fungi; Basidiomycota; Agaricomycetes; Agaricales; Hydnangiaceae
Exons: 5
Coding region: 1-639 (212 amino acids)
Molecular function (GO): 5'-flap endonuclease activity
Source: RefSeq, a predicted model, not a curated record
AUGGGUAUUGAUGGUUUAUGGAAGUAUGUUGAGGCUGCUGCAAAGGAGGUCUCCCUGCAUCACCUCACUGUGGAACAAGGUUUUGUCCUGAACUCCGGAGGGAUAAGAUGCCUUCAAGUAGGAAUUGAUGCAAGUGGCUGGAUUCACAGGGCGAUGUACCAGCAUAGCAACACAAAAAACCCUGAGCUGGCUACCCUUUUUGCUCGAUGCUGUCGGCUUCUUGAGGAGCCUAUCUCUGCUUUGUUCUUCUUUGAUGGGCCCAAACGGGCAAGUGUAAAACGUGGAAAGCAAGUUCGUGGCAACCCACACUGGAUUGAGCACGAUUUCAAGAAGAUGGUGAAGGCGUUUGGAUGGGGGGUGGCUCCUGGUGAGGGGGAUGCCGAACUCGCAUGUUACUCAAAGCUGGGAGUCAUUGACCUCAUUGCAAGCGAAGAUUCAGAUUUGUUGGUGCUUGGUGCCAAGGCUGUCCUACGAAACUUGGCUGAGGUUGAUGGAGAUGAAAAGGCAAAGCUCUACCGCGCCAAAGACAUCAUGCAACAUCCCUCUCUGCUACUUAGUACCACAGGCCUUGUUUUGAUCGCUCUGCUGACUGGUGGUGAUUUUUCGAUAACACAGCUUGUAGCUACUGGGUUGCUUUGA